AUGUAUAUAACAUUUUUAACAAUAAUUAUAGCUAACGGGGUCCAAUCUCAAGGCUUUAAAGGACCAAAUAUUCUCUAUACAACAGCUCAACGUAUUGCAGGCUAUAACUAUCCCGUGGAAUCUCAUGAAGUGGUGACAUCAGAUGGCUAUAUUCUUACCAUGUUUCGAAUUCCAUAUUCUCCGAAAGAACAUAAAAACGAUACCUAUUCCCGUCCGGUAUUUUUGCUUCAACAUGGAUUGUCAACUUCUUCAGAUUCAUUCAUUUUGAACGGUCCUGACAAUGCCUUGGCAUAUCUUCUCGCUGAUGCCGGCUAUGACGUUUGGAUGGGAAAUCAUCGUGGUAAUGUUUAUAGCAGAAAACAUGUCAAACUUUCACCCGAAAAGUCAAAAUUCUGGCAAUUUACUUGGCAUGAAUUGGGAAUAUUAGAUAUGCCAGCGAUGAUAGAUUACGUUCUGGCAAUGACCAAUCAGGAAAAAUUGCAUUUUGUCGGACAUUCUCAAGGAACGACGGUAUUUUUCGUUCUUCUUUCCGAACUUCCGGAAUAUAACUCAAAAUUCAAGACAACUUAUAUGUUGGCACCAAUUGCAUUUGUUGGAAAUGUCCAAAGUUUAAUCGGCAUAACUGCAGCAACAAUUAUUACACAAUCACCAAUUUUAAGCCAUUUUCUUGAGGGUCAUGAAUUCAUUCCGAUGAUUGUACCAGUUUCGAUUUUUACUUCUGAAUUAUGUGCCGUAGGAUCAUGGUUUCAAUGGAUUUGUGCUGAUGUAUUUUUCAUUAUUGGUGGAUGGGAUUCAAAACAUUUGAACUACACUCUAAUACCAGAUGCAUAUGAAACUCAUCCAGCUGGAUGUUCAACAGGUCAAGAAAUUCACUAUUUACAAGAACUGAAAUCGGGAUAUUUUAGAAAAUUUGAUCAUGGUAGAGUGAAAAAUCUUAAAGUCUAUGGUCAAGCUACUCCACCAAAUUAUAAUGAAUCAAAUAUUGUUGCUCCAGUACGAUUUUAUCAUGGAGACAAUGAUAAAUUGGCGCCAUUAGUUGAUGUUAAGAGAAUGGAAAAAUUGCUUCCGAAUUUAGUCGAGAGUUAUGAUGUUCCUGUGAAAGAAUGGACUCAUAUUGAUUUUAUAUUUGCUUUAGAUGUUAAGGAACUUAUUAAUGAUAAGAUUAUAAGAACUGCAAAUCACUAUGAGAAAACUGGAGAACAACUUAAAUAAAUUCUAAUUUGAGCCAGGUUAAGAAGUUAUAUAGGUUAAUAUUUCAACGUAAAUACAAUCUGUACAAAUUUUCA
Episyrphus balteatus (marmalade hoverfly) is the source of this 1286-nucleotide messenger RNA. Its product is annotated as lipase 3-like. The record is from RefSeq and is a predicted model, not a curated record. Lineage: Eukaryota; Metazoa; Arthropoda; Insecta; Diptera; Syrphidae. The transcript is spliced from 3 exons. Bases 1 to 1212 code for a protein of 403 amino acids. Gene Ontology annotation, biological process: lipid metabolic process. Gene Ontology annotation, molecular function: hydrolase activity, acting on ester bonds.